Myotis brandtii (Brandt's bat) is the source of this 734-nucleotide messenger RNA. It is a transcript of the gene BCL7C, whose product is annotated as B-cell CLL/lymphoma 7C. Lineage: Eukaryota; Metazoa; Chordata; Mammalia; Chiroptera; Vespertilionidae. The transcript is spliced from 6 exons. The coding region runs from base 11 to 664 and encodes 217 amino acids. The record is from RefSeq and is a predicted model, not a curated record.
CCCCGCCAGCAUGGCCGGCCGGACCGUGCGGGCUGAGACCCGGAGCCGGGCCAAGGAUGACAUCAAGAAGGUGAUGGCGACCAUCGAGAAGGUCCGGAGAUGGGAGAAGCGCUGGGUGACUGUGGGCGACACGUCCCUUCGUAUCUUCAAGUGGGUGCCAGUGGUGGACCCCCAGGAGGAGGAGCGACGGAGGGCAGGUGGCGGGGCAGAGAGAUCCCGAGGUCGGGAGCGUCGGGGUAGGGGUGCCAGCCCCCGAGGGGGUGGUCCCCUCAUUCUGCUUGAUCUCAAUGAUGAGAACAGUAACCAGAGUUUCCAUUCGGAAGGCUCCCUGCAAAAGGGCACUGAGCCCAGCCCUGGCGGCACCCCGCAGCCCAGCCGCCCUGCCUCACCUUCCGGACCACCGGAAGGGGUCCCGGAGGAAGCCCAGCCUCCACGGCUAGGCCAGGAGAGAGAUCCCGGGGGUAUCACUGCAGGCGGCACCGAUGAACCCCCAAUGCUGACCAAGGAGGAGCCUGUCCCAGAGUUGCUGGAGGCUGAGGCCCCCGAAGCUUACCCUGUCUUUGAGCCAGUGCCACCUGUCCCCGAGGCAGCCCAGGGUGACACCGAGGACUCGGAGGGCGCCCCCCCACUCAAGCGCAUCUGCCCCAAUGCCCCCGACCCCUGAGAAGCUGGUCUGUCUUUCCUGUUGCCCCAGGGGCCCCUUUGAUUUUUUACAAAUAAAGACCCUUUUGUAA